Molecule: messenger RNA, 2569 nt
Organism: Vigna unguiculata (cowpea)
Lineage: Eukaryota; Viridiplantae; Streptophyta; Magnoliopsida; Fabales; Fabaceae
Product: mitogen-activated protein kinase 20-like
Biological process (GO): protein phosphorylation
Molecular function (GO): MAP kinase activity; ATP binding
Source: RefSeq, a predicted model, not a curated record
GGCAUCAACUAGAUUUAAGCCUCAAAAUUCUGAAAGAAAUUUCAAUUUUCUCUCUCUCUUUGUCGGUGUACGCAGAUCUUAUGCACUCAACGAUCUUGGCACCUGCUUUCUGUUGUUGUUCUUCUGGUUUGGCUUUGUGGGGUGUAACAAAUUGUGGUUUUCUGGUUGAGGGUAGCUGAAAGGUGGAUUUUUGUGUGGAAAUGAGAGUGCUUUUACUGGUGGGGUGGAGUGUAUGUUAGAGGGUGGUUUUGGAAAGGGAAGGUGCAUGUGGGAUCUCAAUUGGGUUCUAUGUUUGGUGAAGAAGGGUUUGGGGGAAGGGAGAAUAAGCUGGUAUUGUUGUGGGUUUGUGAUAAUGAGCAGGGGUAGGUGGGGCAAAUGUGGGUGAGGAAAAGGGUGUGAGGGAUUUGUUUUCUGAGGGAGGUAAAUUUGAGACCUGGUUUUGUUCAGUUUGGGCUUGAUCUUCACUCUAUAGGUAUGUUUUGGAGAAUUUUUGGGUGUCAGGGGAAAAUGCAGCAAGGUCACCGGAAAAAGCUACAGAUAUGGACUUUUUCUCUGAAUAUGGUGAUGCCAACCAGUACAAGAUUCAAGAAGUCAUUGGGAAGGGUAGUUAUGGUGUUGUCUGUUCAGCCAUUGACACUCGCACUGGAGAAAAUGUGGCAAUUAAGAAGAUUCAUGACAUCUUCGAGCAUAUAUCGGAUGCUGCUCGAAUUCUCCGCGAGAUAAAACUGCUCAGACUUCUUCGACAUCCUGAUAUUGUAGAAAUAAAACACAUUAUGCUGCCUCCAUCAUGGAAGGACUUCAAAGAUAUUUAUGUUGUUUUUGAGCUUAUGGAGUCUGAUCUUCAUCACGUCAUCAAAGCCAAUGAUAACUUGACAAAAGAACACUAUCAAUUUUUCCUUUAUCAAUUACUUCGAGCACUGAAGUACAUUCAUAGUGCAAACGUCUAUCAUCGAGAUUUGAAGCCAAAGAAUAUACUGGCAAAUGCAAACUGUAAGCUUAAAAUCUGUGAUUUUGGGUUAGCUAGAGUUGCCUUCAGUGACACACCAACAACUAUAUUUUGGACGGAUUAUGUUGCUACAAGGUGGUAUAGAGCUCCAGAGCUAUGUGGAUCAUUUUACUCAAAGUAUACACCAGCAAUUGAUAUAUGGAGUAUAGGUUGUAUCUUUGCUGAAGUACUAAUGGGAAAGCCACUUUUUCCUGGAAAAAAUGUAGUCCACCAAUUGGACCUGAUGACAGAUCUGCUUGGGACACCUUCACUUGAUACUAUAUCACGGGUACGCAAUGAGAAAGCGAGGAGAUACCUAACUAGCAUGAGGAAAAAGCAGCCUGUGCCGUUUGCUCAAAAGUUUCCCAAUGCAGACCCUUUAGCACUGCGUCUACUGGAAAGGUUGUUGGCUUUUGAUCCAAAAGAUCGGCCUACAGCCGAAGAGGCAUUGGCUGAUCCUUACUUCAAGGGCCUGGCAAAAGUUGAGAAGGAGCCAUCUUGCCAACUUAUCACAAAAAUGGAGUUUGAAUUUGAAAGACGAAGAGUCACAAAGGACGAAAUUCGAGAACUGAUUUUCCGCGAGAUUCUAGAGUAUCAUCCUCAGCUAUUGAAAGACUACAUGAAUGGAAAUGAGAGAACCAAUUUUCUUUAUCCAAGUGCUGUUGAUCAAUUCAGAAAGCAGUUUGCUCAUCUGGAGGAAAAUGGUAAAACUGGUCAUGUUAUGCCACUUGAAAGAAAGCAUGUUUCUCUUCCAAGGUCAACCAUUGUACAUUCAAAUUCUAAUGCAAUGCAUCCAAAAGAUCAAACAAACAUUGCUGCCUGCAAAAACCGAGCAACUGCUGAGGAAUGCAACAGGAAUUCCAGAGAUACAAAAAUUCUAGUGCCAAGGUCAAUGCAGGGACCACCAAGAAUCCCACUAGCAAAACCUGUUAAAGUUGUGGGGCCAGUUGUUCCACACGAGUACGAUAACAUUGUGAAGGAUUCUUAUGAUCCUAGGUCGUUUAUCAGAGGUUCUGUGCUUCCUACCCAACCUGUUCCCCCAGCAUACUAUUAUCAUCAGAGAUCCAGCACUGGAACUGCAACAGAAGCUGACAAGAGUGUGCCUCUGCAAGCAAAACAACAUGAUCAAGAACAAUUUGGAGUUAAUGCCAAGAGGGCACCAGAAAUAGCUAUUAAUAUUGAUACAAAUCCAUUUUUUAUGACAAGGGCAGGGGUUAACAAGUUAGAACAAGGUGAUCAAUUAGUCAUAGAGACAAACUUGUUGCAGCCAAAGACAUAUGGUGGAAGCAGUGCUGCAGCUGGGGCCACUGCUCAUAGAAAAAUGGGCCCUGUUCAGUAUGGUAUGACAAGAAUGUUCUAGCAGAAGGGUGUUUUUCUUGUGAAUAAUUUGACUAAGGGGCAAAAUUUCCAGAGAAAAAAAAAAUGACAUUUUUAGGAUUAGAACUGUUUUCUUGGUGAUGCUUUGUAUAAAUUUUGGUUAGAACUGUCAAGAGACUUUUGAUGAUGAAAGUUAGUCCUAUAUUAUAAAUGAAUCCAUAUAACCUCAUUUAGGUGUUUGCAUUGAAGACGCAUCCUUCAAAUAAA